Lodderomyces elongisporus is the source of this 918-nucleotide messenger RNA. RefSeq lists its product as uncharacterized. Lineage: Eukaryota; Fungi; Ascomycota; Pichiomycetes; Serinales; Debaryomycetaceae. Gene Ontology annotation, biological process: autophagy of mitochondrion. The coding region runs from base 1 to 918 and encodes 305 amino acids. Gene Ontology annotation, cellular component: mitochondrion. The record is from RefSeq and is a predicted model, not a curated record. The transcript has a single exon.
AUGGCUGGCACAUGCAUUAACACAAUCAAGUUGUUAGGCUUUGGCUCGCUUGGGUUGCUCACCUCAUCCAUCAUAUAUCAAUCGAUCCAGAAUAUCCCACAGCUAAUUCACCAAUUAAACUCCAUCUACCAAUUCAAUGUAGCGCAAUUGAACCAGCAAAUAUCAAAGACAAAGGCAUUUGUAUUUGGAACACGUAUAGUAAAUGGCUUGUUAACCGGAUUUAGCACAUUGUUCUUUUCAUUAGCUUUCAAGUAUAGUGUGGUUGAUGAAAAACACCCAUACUUGCUUUACGCUGCCAUUGGUGCACCACUCAGUUUGAUUGGAUUAUACCUCAAUGCAUGGAGUUACGAAGGCAAAAUUUUGGACAAGAAGCAAGCGGGCUCUACUACUACUACUACCAAUUUGCCUGAAAAUGCUGUUGAAAAGAAGAAACUGGCUAAAUUCGCAUUUGUUACUCCAACUGCACCAAGUUCAAUCUCUACUGCUUCUGAAGAUGAUGAUGAAGAAGAAGAAGAAGAAGAUGAUGAUGAACCUGUUGAGGUUGUCUCCAGAGUCAAUACUGUCGAUGAAUUGGGAAGAUCUUAUGUCCACUUAUCUGACGAAUCUGGAAUCUCUACUCCAACAUCAACACAACCUUCAUCACCACACUUGAAGCAACAAGAUGAUGGAAACGGCCAUGCUGAUGUUAAUGAUAUGCCAAAACCAGCAAAGAAAGGAAAUGAAGAUCAAAAGGAAAAAGCAAAGGAGAAAAAUGAUGGUGAAAUUGAAGCAGAGAUUGAAUCUACAUUGUUGAAGAAAGAGAUUAUCCAUGAUUUACAACAGAUCCAAUCUGGUUACUCUAUUGCAUCGUACAUCUCAGGUGCCAGUUUAGUACUUGCUGCUGUGGGAUUGUUUGGUGACUUCUACUUUGUUCAUUAA